AUGGUAGCAUUAGCAUUCCAAGGUCAUCUCAAUCCAAUGCUCAAAUUCGCAAAACAUCUCGCACGAACCAAUCUACACUUCACUCUCGCCACCACUGAGCAAGCCCGUGACCUCCUCUCUUCCACCGCUGACGAACCUCAUAGACCGGUGGACCUCGCUUUCUUCUCAGACGGUCUACCUAAAGACGAUCCAAGAGAUCCCGACACUCUCGCAAAGUCAUUGAAAAAAGAUGGAGCCAAGAACUUGUCAAAAAUCAUCGAAGAAAAGAGAUUUGAUUGCAUCAUCUCUGUGCCUUUUACUCCCUGGGUUCCAGCUGUUGCAGCUGCACAUAACAUUCCUUGUGCAAUCCUCUGGAUCCAAGCUUGUGGAGCUUUUUCUGUUUAUUACCGUUAUUACAUGAAGACAAAUCCUUUCCCCGACCUUGAAGAUCUGAAUCAAACAGUGGAGUUACCAGCUUUACCAUUGUUGGAAGUCCGAGAUCUCCCGUCAUUGAUGUUACCUUCUCAAGGAGCUAAUGUCAAUACCCUAAUGGCGGAAUUUGCAGAUUGUUUGAAAGAUGUGAAAUGGGUUUUGGUUAACUCGUUUUACGAACUCGAAUCAGAGAUCAUCGAGUCUAUGUCUGAUUUAAAACCUAUAAUCCCAAUUGGUCCUCUUGUUUCUCCAUUCCUGUUGGGAAAUGAUGAAGAAAAAACCCUAGAUAUGUGGAAAGUUGAUGAUUAUUGUAUGGAGUGGCUUGACAAGCAAGCUAGGUCUUCAGUUGUUUACAUAUCUUUCGGAAGCAUACUCAAAUCAUUGGAGAAUCAAGUUGAGACCAUAGCAACGGCAUUAAAAAACAGAGGAGUUCCAUUUCUUUGGGUGAUACGGCCGAAGGAGAAAGGCGAAAACGUCCAGGUUUUGCAGGAGAUGGUUAAAGAAGGUAAAGGGGUUGUAACUGAAUGGGGUCAACAAGAAAAGAUAUUGAGCCACAUGGCGAUUUCUUGCUUCAUCACGCAUUGUGGAUGGAACUCGACGAUCGAGACGGUGGUGACUGGUGUUCCCGUGGUGGCGUAUCCGACUUGGAUAGAUCAGCCGCUUGAUGCGAGACUGCUUGUGGAUGUGUUUGGAAUCGGAGUAAGGAUGAAGAACGACGCUAUCGAUGGAGAGCUUAAGGUUGCAGAGGUGGAGAGAUGCAUUGAGGCCGUGACAGAGGGACCUGCCGCCGCGGAUAUGAGGAGGAGAGCGACGGAGCUGAAGCACGCCGCAAGAUCGGCGAUGUCACCUGGUGGAUCUUCCGCUCAGAAUUUAGACUCGUUCAUUAGUGAUAUCCCAAUCACUUGA
This is a messenger RNA of Arabidopsis thaliana (thale cress), 1317 nucleotides long. It is a transcript of the gene UGT84B2, whose product is annotated as UDP-glucosyl transferase 84B2. NCBI's taxonomy places the organism in Eukaryota, Viridiplantae, Streptophyta, Magnoliopsida, Brassicales, Brassicaceae. The transcript has a single exon. Bases 1 to 1317 code for a protein of 438 amino acids. The record is from RefSeq and is marked reviewed. Gene Ontology annotation, molecular function: UDP-glycosyltransferase activity.